Messenger RNA from Rhododendron vialii, 1340 nucleotides. Its product is annotated as LOB domain-containing protein 38-like. The record is from RefSeq and is a predicted model, not a curated record. Gene Ontology annotation, biological process: regulation of gene expression. The transcript is spliced from 2 exons. Lineage: Eukaryota; Viridiplantae; Streptophyta; Magnoliopsida; Ericales; Ericaceae. Bases 266 to 952 code for a protein of 228 amino acids.
CAUCAUCCUCUCUCUCUCUCUCUCUCUCUCUCUCUCCACCCACAACCACUUAUUAACCCCAGUUUACUUGACCAUACCCAUCUGCGUUUAUAUAUACAGCUUCUCCUCCGCCUCUUCGAGACCUUCUCCUCUCUCUCUCUCUCUCUGUACUGUCUGUGUUUUUCUGCCCAAGUCAUUCCGACGUUGGUUCACCCUUUGCUUAGUAUAUGCAAACAGAUUAGAGGAUAGAGCAAUAUAAUCACAAGGAGGAGAGAAAGAGAAGAUCAUGAGUUGCAACGGGUGCAGAGUGCUUCGAAAGGGAUGCAGCGAGAACUGCAUCCUGAGGCCGUGCUUGCAGUGGAUCGAAUCCCCUGAAUCGCAAGGCCACGCCACCCUCUUCGUCGCCAAGUUCUUUGGCCGCGCCGGCCUUAUGUCUUUCAUCUCCGCCGUUCCCCUUAAUCAACGUCCUGCUUUGUUCCAAUCGCUGUUGUUCGAAGCCUGCGGCCGAACAGUGAAUCCGGUGAACGGAGCGGUGGGGCUUCUAUGGACGGGGAACUGGCACGUGUGCCAGGCGGCGGUCCAAACCGUCCUCCGCGGCGGCACUUUGCGGCCGCUCCCCGAGUUCCUCACCGGCGGCGCCGCCCUAUCCCUGCCGGACCUCGACGACGCCUCCGAAGCCGAAAUCAACUGCACAGCAAACAUUCUAAAUCUCGAUCGAGAUCCGAGCCCCAAAUCUGAAUCGAAAGCGCCAAAUCGCCGGCGUUUCGACGGCGAUCAGUUAGGAGAUCUCGGACUCAGUUUGACGCCGUCUGCUCCCGUUAAAUUAGAAGAUUUCGAGAGUAAGAGUGAGAAGCGGCGACGAGACGGAACGCCGUCGUUUAACUCUGAGGAAUCUGGGACGAGUAACUGCUUCGAAAGCGGUGGUAAUUUCGUUGUUGGAGGAGAAACGAAAAUUCUAAACCUGUUCAACUGAUUCGAAAUUGAGCAAUGACACGAACCGCAACUUUAAAAUACAAUUCUUGACACACACAUGACGGCACCCAGAGCGGUUCGAUGCACGAGGGUUUCACUUACAUCAAACGUUUUCGGACACAAUUGUGUUCUGGAAUUAUGUUCCUCGACUUUUCCUUUGGAAUUUCGGGGUUAGUUUCUUAUGCAUCAUGAUCUUUGUGGUGUUAUUAUCAGCCAGUCUCUUGUAAUUUUUAGUGUUUGGGGGAAGAGAUUUUGUUAAAUCACCGUCACUGGAUUUCCCUGUUUGGAAAAAUGAAAGUUCUAACGGUGGAUCGUUUUGUCUUGUGUAAUUUCGCCUUUGCGUCUAGCAAACGACUGUUGCGACUUGAAUAAAUCAGCAAUGUUUCGUC